This is a messenger RNA of Fomitopsis serialis, 936 nucleotides long. RefSeq lists its product as uncharacterized. The transcript is spliced from 3 exons. The coding region runs from base 1 to 936 and encodes 311 amino acids. The record is from RefSeq and is a predicted model, not a curated record. NCBI's taxonomy places the organism in Eukaryota, Fungi, Basidiomycota, Agaricomycetes, Polyporales, Fomitopsidaceae.
AUGUACCAACAGCUCCGGACGGAAUUCAACGAUUUCCGUGAGCUCAUCCUUGGCCCUGACUGUCUACUCCCCGCCCAUGAAGCGGAUACGGGAUCAGUGCCGCCCGAGGCUUCCGGUUCCGGUACCCGUCAUGAUCCCGAGGUCCCCAUGCAAGAUGUCGACAAUGACGUCGACAGAAAUGAAGACCGGGCUCCGUCCCCCGCUAUCAAAAACGACGUCGACAUGAAUCACGACCGUGCUCCGUCCGCUGCAAUCGACAACGACGUCGAAAUGGAUCACGACCGGGCUCCCUCCGCCUCUAUCACACUUCCCGAGGGAACCGAGGACGUAGCGGCCGGGAUGGAGAUGGAUUGGUCGGCGGAGAACGAGACUGGACAGGCCGACGAGAGAAGCCCAUCCCGAGGUGUGAGUCCGGUCCACGACACUCCCCCUCCUCCCAGGCUGUCCCAGCAAGCCCCACGCAGUCCAUCUCGUCUGCAAUACCACCCGUCAUCGUGGGCGAGGACUCACAUGACUCCCCGGCGGACUUGCGUCCCAGCAGCUCGAUCCUGUGGUGAACGAGCGCCCCCGGAGCCGGCGUAUGCUCCCCCGCCCCUUCCUCCCUGUGACGGCAAUGUCGCAGGCGGUAGUGAGCCCCCGCCCCCGAACUCGCAGGAUACCGUGCCGGAUUCUCAGCCACCUGUCGCCCCGUCACAGGAUGUCCUUCCCGGUACUACCCCGGCCGAGCAGCAGUCGCCAAAAGACGCCCAGGAGAAUGUCGUGGACACCCGAGCUAACGAGCCGGAUGACGAGCCGGGUAUUGGGCCACAGGGCAGGUCCGCAGAGCCGGCCAAAGCCAAGAUGGGGAACACCCGGAAUCGCCCAGUGUUACACCGAACGCGGCCGGACUCCAAGGGACUCGGACAUGACAGCGCAGCGGACCGAGCCAGCGGAUGA